This is a messenger RNA of Malassezia globosa CBS 7966, 4308 nucleotides long. RefSeq lists its product as uncharacterized. Lineage: Eukaryota; Fungi; Basidiomycota; Malasseziomycetes; Malasseziales; Malasseziaceae. Gene Ontology annotation, molecular function: lipid binding. Bases 1 to 4308 code for a protein of 1435 amino acids. The record is from RefSeq and is a predicted model, not a curated record. The transcript has a single exon.
AUGGUAAGCAACCCGUUCAAGCGGAGUGACAAGGAUGCGCCUGAUCCGGCGCAGGAAGAGCAAGAGAUGGCUGCUCAGAUGCAGUCGGCUGGUGCGAAUGUAGAGACAUUUGAUGAAAAUUCGAGUCCCGAGGCCAAGGGUCGCGCUGCCCUCAAGGCUCGAGACGAAGUAAAGCCGCGCGGUCAGUUUGCCGAGCACCAAGAGGCCAAGGCCAAGGCCGAGGCUGAGAAGCUGAACAGAUCUGUUCACUCGGACAUGCUGGGGAAGCGAGUGCGACCGAAUGUGAACCUAAAAGACGUCGAUCAGGCAAGCCAUGCACGCGGACAGCUUGGCGGUGACCAACUUAUCCCUGGUGCGCUGCCCGCUGGCUCGCCAUCCUUGGAUGUGCCUGACUGGUUCAAGAUCGGCUGGAUCUCGAAUUCACGCUAUCUACUCGGCCUGCAGCCAAGUGAGCUCCAUAUUCAGCAGGAUCGACUGCGUGACACAUCGCUUGUGAAUGCGUUUCUGGACGAUGCAUACUAUGGGUACUUAUGGUUCGAUGGUGCUGCGAUCAUUGCGUCUGUCGCACUCACGUACAUAUUGACGCGUCUUGGGGGCGGGAUAGCCUUUGCGACGAUCAUUGCUGCUAUUGGAUGCACGUACUACACCACAAGCACACGGCGCACACGCCAACGCGUGCGCGAUGACGUCGCACGCGAGCUUGCACGACACCGUAUGCUAACCGAGAAUGAGUCUGCAGGUUGGAUUAACCACUUUCUUUCGCGCUUCUGGCUCAUUUAUGAGCCAGUACUGUCUGGCACGAUCAUUCAGCAGGUGGAUCAAGUACUUCGUGACAACUGCCCGCCUUUUCUGGACUCGCUCCGCCUGACGACCUUCACACUCGGCACCAAGCCGCCGAUGAUCGACUCGGUUCGCACGCUGGUCGACACGGAAGACGAUAUCAUUGUGAUGGACUGGAAACUCAGCUUCACGCCCAACGACGUGCAGGACAUGCCUGUGCGGAAGGCGGCGGAGCGGAUCAACCCGAAAAUCGUGCUGACUGUGCGUGUGGGUAAAGGUAUGGUUGGUGCAGGUUUGCCUGUGCUGCUGGAGAACAUGAGCUUUGUUGGAAUGCUGCGAAUCCGACUCAAGCUCAUUCCUAGCUUUCCUCACGUGCAGAUGGUGGAUCUUUCUUUCAUGCAGCCGCCGUCAUUUGACUAUGAGCUGAAGCCCGUCGGUGGUAGCACGUUUGGCUUGGAUGUGUCAGCGCUGCCCGGUUUGUCAGGUUUUAUCCAGAACCAGAUCCACGCGGCUUUGAGUCCCAUGAUGUACAGCCCGAACCAGUUUACUCUGAAUCUCGAGGAUAUGCUUUCUGGUACGCCACUCGAUGCGACUUGCGGUGUGCUUCAAGUGACGAUUUGGAAUGCGCGUAAUCUCGAGCGCCUGGGCAUCGAGGGCGGCGCACCGAAUGCGUAUGUAUCAGUGUCCCUGAAUGGCGGCCCUGAGAUCGACCGCACACGCACACGCGAAGCAGAUCCAAAUCCUACCUACCGCGAGACGAAGUAUGUGCUGCUCAAGGAACUAGAAGGUCUGUUGACACUUACGCCUAUGGAGGACAAUGGCUCGCUGCCGCCAUCGCGUCUCGGGACGACACGCUUCGAUCUGUCGUCGCUCCACGAGAACCCGUCUCCAGGCCGUAUGAACAAAGCGCUCAUGUACAGCGACGAGCCUGUUGGCUCGAUCAUGUACUCACUGGACUACUUCCCGAUUAUGAAGCCAGAGGUGGGGCCUGACGGCCAGCUAAUGCCAUUGCCUGAGACAGCCGCUGGUGUGCUGCGCCUGACACUGCACCAAGCACGCGCACUUCCCAAGUCGGCCGGGGUGCGUGCCAAGUCGGGACGCAAGGCAUGUCUAAAGUUGAACAAGAAGCUCGUGAGGGAAACGAAUGUGGUCCGGGAGCCUGUUGAUCCUGUGUUUGAGGACGUGUCGGAAUUGUUGGUGAUUGAACGCUUCGGCAGCACCGUGACGGUCGAUAUUGUGGAGCCGCACCAGGCGAAGGAUGACACUGUCAUGGCGUCAUUGACGGUGAAGAUCGAUGAUAUCAUACAAGCCUCGAAACGCAAGCAGGACUGGUUCCCCUUCCCUGGCAAUGACGAUGCUCGUAUGCGCCUAUCGGCGCAGUGGAAGCCGAUUCUCAUGUCUGGCAGUAUCAAUGGCAGUAACAGCUACCGGCCGGCUAUCGGUAUCCUCAAGUUCUGGAUGCGUGGCGCUCACGACGUCAAGAAUGUCGAGGCACUUUCGGGCGGCAAGUCUGAUCCGUAUGCGAUGUUGAGCGUCAACAACAUUCCGGUGCACGGCACGUGCGUGAUUGACGACACCUUGACUCCCCAGUGGGAUCAAGUGCUCUAUGCGCCGGUGCAUGCGACAGCCGAGGUCGUGCGUGUCGAGUUGAUGGACUACCAAAAUGCGACGGCCGACCGUUCUCUUGGCUUCUGCGAGGUGCCUGUUGCCAAGCUCGCGCAUGACUAUAUCGAUGACUCGAAGUGCCCCUACCGCGGCAACGGUCGCCAGAGCAUGCGUGAGAAGCUGAAGCAGCCAAACGGCACGACCAAGGGUGUGGUUGAGUUUGAUGUCGAGUUUCUCCCCGCGAUGCAUGUGGAAGGUGCGAACUUUAUUGAACAGAACCGCAGGCUCGAGGCCGAGCAGCGGCAGAAGGAAGGUGUCGAGGAAGAUCCGUACACGGGCUCGCCGCUCGACUCGCCAGAUGCCAAAGCCGCUGCUGGCGCUGCAACACGCGCUGGGCAGGCGUACUUGCAGGACGAUGAUGAAACCGAGGGCGGUGAAGAAGAGGGCCUGCACCUCACGAAGGAGCAGCUGCUCUCGAGCCAAUCAGGCAUUAUCGUAUUCAAUCUCAUCAAGGGCGAGAUCCUUCGGUCACGCGCACAGCUUGAAGUGGUCUUUGACGACAGUUACUGGGCCGCGCACACGACAGAGCGCCGUAAGCAGUACGACUGGGACGAAGUCGGUGAGGCCGUCAUUCGGGAGCUGGAUGUCUCAAAUGUCUGGUUCCGCCUCCGCACUGGCAAGCGUGACAGCGACGUGUUCGCCGAGUACACGUGCACGACGAAGUCGCUCUUGGAGCGUGCCUUGGACGGACCCAUUGAGCUGUAUCUGCAGCCGACGGGCGCAAAUGGUGCGAUGGAUCCAUCGAAGCUGCUGGAUGCGCCCGGUUCGCUUGUGGAGAAAGGCAAGAAUGCAUCAGGUGCCAUGAAAGAGAAUGCCAAUCCACAGAACCUUGCCAACAUGCCAGGGAAAAUGCUCGAUUCCGGCCAGGACCUGGCAUCAAAGGGUGCUGACAAAGUCGGCCAAAUCGGCACUGGCGACGCAUUCAUGGCUCAAGGAGGCAAAGUGCUUGUCAGCUGCCGAUACAUUCCCAUGGACAUACAUCUCGAGCCGAUCGAGAGUGUCGUGAACCAAGGCUCACUUACGAUCGAGGUGCUGCACUGUAAUAACCUGGCAUCAGCCGACCGUGGUGGCAAGUCUGAUCCAUACGUCCUCUUCCAGGACAAUGGCGAGACACUCGCUCGCACAAAGACCGUGCGCCGCAACCUAAACCCGCGGUUCAACGAGGUCUUGCCUGAAGUCCUGAUCAAGUCGCGGUUGACGCGUGAGUAUCGCUUCAAUGUGCGUGACUGGGACCAAGUGGGUGCAUCAGACCCACUGGGUACGGCAUACGUAAAUCUUGCUGAGCUUGAGCCAUUCGAAACGUAUGAGCGCACAUUGCCCCUUACCGGUGAAGGCGCUCUGGAGGACAGUACCAUCACGGUACGUCUCACGUUCCACCCACGCUAUCUGAACAACUUGGUCGGCAAGUUCGGCAAUGCCAUGGGCAACAUGGCCUCUGGCGUAAUUGGUGGCAUUGGCAAUCUUGGUAAGGGUGUCGCCACGGGAGGCAUGUCUUUCGGUCAGCAGAUCAUGAGUGCUGUGGGCAUCAAGCACCACGACAAGGAGCAUCCGACGCCCGAAGAAGCUGCUCAGCAAUAUGCGGAACAGAGUGGCCCGCCCAAGGAUCGUCAGCACGAUGAGGCGCAUGCCUCCGAGUCUGGCGUGCAAGGAGAGCAUGCUCCGUCAUCGGCGCAUCCGCCCAACAAGGACCCCAUGGAUACGAGCAACUUUAAGGUCGAUAACUCGUCGAAGUACUCGCUCCAGGAUGCGAACGAAUCAGCCUCCCUCGCCACAAAUACCGAGCUGGGAGACCAUAACGGCCCUCAGCCACGUCGGCGCCGCGGCAUCCCAAAUCCAUUCAAGAAGCUUGCACACAAAUCCUAA